Capsaspora owczarzaki ATCC 30864 is the source of this 1137-nucleotide messenger RNA. RefSeq lists its product as hypothetical. The record is from RefSeq and is a predicted model, not a curated record. Bases 1 to 1137 code for a protein of 378 amino acids. The transcript has 3 exons. Lineage: Eukaryota; Filasterea; Ministeriida; Capsasporidae.
AUGGAAGCGCAGCAAACGCCAGCAGCAGCGUCGGAACAGCAAGAACAGCCGCAACAACAGCAGGACAGCGCCACCACUGCGGCUGCUUCAUCAUCGACAAUAGUAACAAUAGCAUCAUCAGGACGGCCGCCGUCUGCGCGACGACGAGCCAAGCGACGGCUGGACGAGGACGACGACAGCAGACAACUCAACGCAGCAAAGCACGCGAGACUGGAAGCGGCAGACAAGCCACAGCAACAGCGUGAAGCCCAGCCGUCGUUGAAUGAGAGUGCUCAUGCAAGCAGCAGCAGCAGCAGCAUUAGUAGUAGUCAAAAUAGUGGUAGUAGUAGCAGUAGUAGUAGUAGUGCCAGUGGCUCUGGAAGCGAACCUGCCGCCCCACACGCACCAGCCGAAGCUCAGCCUCAGCCUCAACCUCAGCCUCAAGCAGGUCAGCCUCAAGCAGAUCAGAAUCAAGCAGCAGCAUCAUCAUCAUCGUCGGCUUCUGCGCCGUCUGCUACCCCUGGGGCAUCGCUGGCGCCGAGUUCCGUGGACUUGACGGACGAUACUGAUGACAUUGUAGUCCUGGGUGCUUCCAGUGCUCCUUCAGCUGCUGCUGCUAGCGGUGGUGGUACCAGUCGCAGUCGGCGGACGCAAGCCUCAACAGCGAGUGCACACGAUGCAGACGACGAUAUCAUCAUCAGCUCGAGCUCAAUCGCCGCCGCGCCACCGACGCGCGCCAUUCUGGGUUCAUCAAGACACCGUGCAUGGCUGCCACGCUUGCAAUCGCUCUUUGGAUCGAAUACUGGGACUGAUGUUUCUGCUUUCGAAUCGGUGCUUGCCAGAUUGGAAUCGAGUGACCAGAUGGGCGACUCGACUGACGAAGACCACAGGCAACAGCAUCCCCACUUAAUUUUCAAUGCUGUCGUGCCAAUGUUCCAUAUGCCAAUGAUCCGACCGCCGCAACCACCACCCGUUGAUCAAGCAUCGAAUUUGCCGCCUGUCGCGCCUCCGCCUCCCACGAAAAAAGCAGUCCAGGAAGCCAACUCGCGAAACAAUCUGUCCGAGGAUGCUCCGAGUGCCCAAUUUGUCGGACAAAGCUGUCCGCAAGAAGCAUGCAUCCCUUGUACCUAUCUUCAUCUUGAGGUCCAGUUUGUGUAA